Solea senegalensis (Senegalese sole) is the source of this 1147-nucleotide messenger RNA. RefSeq names its product nucleotide binding protein 2 (MinD homolog, E. coli) (gene nubp2). The coding region runs from base 71 to 895 and encodes 274 amino acids. The transcript has 7 exons. Gene Ontology annotation, cellular component: cytosol. Gene Ontology annotation, molecular function: ATP binding; ATP-dependent FeS chaperone activity; 4 iron, 4 sulfur cluster binding. Gene Ontology annotation, biological process: iron-sulfur cluster assembly. Lineage: Eukaryota; Metazoa; Chordata; Actinopteri; Pleuronectiformes; Soleidae. The record is from RefSeq and is a predicted model, not a curated record.
UGUCUUCCUCUGUGGCUGCGGAUACGACGCGCGUGACGUUCACGGAAGUGUCACAGCGAUUACCAGCAUCAUGUCUGUCCAGAACCUGGAGGAAAACAACGGAGACGGGAAUUUGUCUCAAGUUCGUCACGUUGUGCUGAUCCUGUCUGGAAAGGGAGGUGUGGGGAAAAGCACCAUCACCACACAGUUAGCUCUGGCUCUCACACACGCUGGCAACAAGGUUGGUAUCCUGGACACGGACCUCUGUGGACCCAGUAUCCCCCGCAUGCUGAGUGUCGGCCGGCCUGAUGUGCACCAGUGUGACUCAGGCUGGGUUCCUGUCUACACCGAUAGCCGGAAGAAUCUGGCCCUGAUGUCCAUUGGCUUCCUAUUGGCAGACCCAGAUGAAGCAGUGGUGUGGAGAGGGCCCAAGAAAACAGCGUUGAUCGGCCAGUUUGUGUCUGAUGUGGCGUGGGGAGAACUUGACGUGCUGCUAGUGGACACACCACCAGGGACAUCUGAUGAACAUUUGGCCAUACUGGAAAACCUCAAGAAGCACAGAGUGGAUGGAGCCGUGUUGGUCACCACACCACAGGCAGUGUCUACAGGAGACGUGAGGCGAGAGAUCACGUUCUGUAAGAAGACCGGUGUGCGAGUCCUGGGCGUCAUCGAGAACAUGAGUGGUUUUGUGUGUCCACACUGCUCCGAAUGUAGCAACAUCUUCUCAAAGGGCGGUGGAGAGGAACUCGCCAAACUGACUGGAUCAGUAUUCCUAGGUUGUGUGCCUCUGGAUCCUCAGCUGAGCAGCAGCAUCGAGGAGGGCAAAGACUUCGCCGAGUUGUUUCCCGACAGCACCACAUUCAGUGCCAUCAGCAGUAUUUCACACACGAUUCUCAACAGUCUACAAACCACAUGAGCAACGACGGUAAACUUCUGGACGACGUUUUGAUUUCAGCACAUAGACUUUGUUGAGAAAGUACAUUGCUCUUUGUUAUUCAUCAUUAAAGGUAUUUUCUACUUUGUUCCAUUCAAACGUGCAGUUUAAUGGAAGAUGAGAUAAAGUACAAGACUUGUGUGCAGUUUGAGGCACAAAGUGUGACGCCUGUCAUCUGUCACUGCGGACUCCAACAGCAAUAAAUGGAAACUUGCAAUAAAUCUGCUAAAGAUG